UAUUAUUUAAUAUAUUAUGAAUGUCUGGUUUACGUCAUUCUGUCCGACGCGCUAAACCGGAAAGAGAAAAGGGGGGUUUGAUGUUGCUGGGAUACGGGAGGGAGCCAAACAGGAAAUGAUCCAGCUUCAUUGAACGAGCAGUUUCUGCAGUUUGAUCAAUUUCUUAUUCGGCAAAAGAAAAAGAAAAUGGAUCCGAAAACUAAGGUACCACAGGCCCUGAAAGCUAAAGUGAUGCUAUGGUCAGAUGUAAGCUACCAUGGCAUGGAGGAGAUCGGCAAAAUGCAGUCCAUUCCUGAUCUGGAGAGUGCUUUAUGCAGCAUGUUUGAAGUCCACCUCCCUGAACCAAAAAGAGGAGUUCUGCUGGAGAUGUAUGUCCAGACUGUGUAUUUUUGCAGAGAGUGCAACUUUAAAAAGGAACAAACCUCAGCUCUCUUGUCCAUCCUCAAAUCCAUCCACAAGGCCAACGUAGAAACUCCACUUAACAACAUAGAACAGUGUUCCAAAUACUGCAAAGAUCUACUCCUCUGUCACUCAGUCAGGCGCCCCCCCUUUAGUAUCAACCUCUUCAGCUUUGAGGAGGUGGGAUGUAUAUUAAAUUACAUCCAUAACAGCUAUCUGAGACACUACAAACUCUAUAAAUAUAUUUUCUCACCACAGGUAAAGCUUGAUUUAUCUCUGACCUACUCUGGGACCCCAGACCAGGAUGAAGCCCCCACGGAGGAUUCAUCUGCUCCAGACGUUGAAAAUGUGUUGGAAAAAGAAACCGAAGCAGCACCAAAGACAGACAGCUCUCCUCAAACACAAGAAGAAUCCAUCGAAGACCCAGAGGGAGCCACACUCGAUUUAAAAUCAGAACUGAAGGCCCUGAUUGAGAAAGAGGUCAGAGAGCAGAUGGUGCUCGUGUCUGGACAACUGGAUCAGCGAAUGAAAGACAUUGCAGAUCAGCACAACAAUGCACGAGAGUCACCACCCACAAGGCCAACAAAAUAAGCUCAAACAUUAGUUUUAUUAUCAAUAAAACAUUCUUUUUUUCAUAUACAGUACGUCAUAUCUGCAUUUGUACAAUUACUAUUACUUAGAGAGGCACUUUCCAAAAAAGUGCUACUUAUUAAACUGAAAAAUGAACUG
Molecule: messenger RNA, 1128 nt
Organism: Cyclopterus lumpus (lumpfish)
Lineage: Eukaryota; Metazoa; Chordata; Actinopteri; Perciformes; Cyclopteridae
Gene: cfap119
Product: coiled-coil domain containing 189
Exons: 10
Coding region: 187-990 (267 amino acids)
Source: RefSeq, a predicted model, not a curated record